Molecule: messenger RNA, 2400 nt
Organism: Ostrinia furnacalis (Asian corn borer)
Lineage: Eukaryota; Metazoa; Arthropoda; Insecta; Lepidoptera; Crambidae
Gene: TM9SF4
Product: transmembrane 9 superfamily protein member 4
Exons: 9
Coding region: 16-1893 (625 amino acids)
Biological process (GO): protein localization to membrane
Cellular component (GO): membrane
Source: RefSeq, a predicted model, not a curated record
AAGUUGAAACUAAACAUGUUAUCAAUCCCCUUGCAGUGCAUCACCAUUACCAGCUUAUUUCUAGCUAGCGAUGGAUUCUAUGUCCCCGGGGUAGCCCCGGUAGAGUUUAAAAAAGGCCAAAGAAUUGAAGUGAAAGCUGUUAAAAUGACUAGUAUCCACACGCAAUUGCCAUAUGAAUAUUACUCCUUACCUUUAUGUUUACCAAAAAAUGGAACAUUUGUUUAUAAAUCCGAAAAUUUGGGCGAAGUGUUACGUGGAGAUCGUAUAGUAAACACUCCGUAUGAGGUCCACAUGGCUGAAAACAUUAAAUGCAGGUUAUUGUGUCACCAUAAAAAUAAUCCUAUCAAUUGGAAUGUUGAAGAGUCAGAAAAAGUAGCAAGUCGGAUUGAACAUGAAUAUUUUGUGCACCUGUUGGUAGAUAAUUUACCAGUGGCUACAAAGGUCAUAAACAUUGAUACAUCUGAAAGAACCAUUGAACAAGGCUACCGACUUGGUUUUAUGUCUAAAGGAAAAGCCUACAUCAACAAUCAUUUGAAACUAUUGUUGAAAUUCCAUAGGCACAGCCAUGACUCUUACAGAGUGGUAGGAUUUGAAGUUGAGACCUUUUCUGUAGACAAAGAUGAGUUAACUUUCUUAGAUGAUUUUGGAUGUCAGUUACCCUCUGAUCCAAAACCUCAGCUUGUUAAUGAAGAUACUGGCACUAAACUGUAUUUCACAUAUUCUGUUGAGUGGGGAGAGUCAGAUAUAAGUUGGGCAUCUAGAUGGGAUAUAUACCUUGGAAUGAAAGAUGUUCAAAUACAUUGGUUUUCUAUUAUAAAUUCUAUUGUUGUGCUAUUUUUCUUGUCAGGUAUAUUGACUAUGAUCAUGGUAAGAACUCUGAGGCGAGACAUAGCACGAUAUAAUUCAGAUGAAAGUAUAGAUGACAUGAUGGAGGAAACUGGAUGGAAAUUGGUUCAUGGAGAUGUGUUUCGACCGCCACCUAAGCGAAUGCUUUUUGCUGCUGUUAUUGGGAGUGGUAUACAAGUCUUCCUUAUGGCAUUAAUUACCAUCUUCAUUGCUAUGCUGGGCAUGUUAUCUCCAGCAAGCAGAGGUGCAUUGAUGACUUCAGCUAUACUCCUCUAUGUGUUCAUGGGUCUAAUAGCUGGCUACUACUCUGCUCGUCUUUACAGUACAAUGAAAGGAAAACAAUGGAAGCAAGCUGCAUUCUUGACUGCCACAAUCUAUCCUGCUAUUGUGUUUGGCACAUGCUUCUUUUUAAAUUUCUUUAUCAUGGGAAAGCAUUCUAGCGGGGCAGUACCCUUUUCAACCAUGAUGGCUUUAUUGUGCCUAUGGUUUUGUAUCUCACUACCAUUGGUCUAUUUGGGAUAUUACUUUGGGAUAAGAAAACAACCAUUCCAACAUCCUGUCAGAACUAACUUCAUUCCAAGGAAAGUACCAGAACAAGUGUGGUACAUGAAUGUUUUCAUAUGCAUUCUGAUGGCUGGCAUUCUUCCAUUUGGGGCAGUAUUUAUUGAACUGUUCUUCAUAUUUAAUGCAUUAUGGGAAAACCAAUUUUACUACCUCUUUGGUUUCCUGUUCCUGGUGUUUUGUAUUUUGGUGGUUUCUGUGUCGCAAAUAUCAAUUGUAAUGGUAUAUUUCCAACUUUGUGGAGAGGACUAUCAUUGGUGGUGGAAAAGUUUUAUUGUUUCUGGAGGAUCAGCUGUGUAUAUCUUGAUAUAUUCAGUAUUUUAUUUUUUCACCAAGCUGGAAAUAACAGAAUUCAUUCCAACAUUGCUUUAUAUUGGAUAUACAGGACUCAUGGUGCUGACAUUCUGGCUUUUGACUGGUACCAUCGGAUUUUUCGCUGCUUAUACUUUUAUAAGGAAAAUUUAUGCUGCAGUCAAAAUUGAUUAGAUUUUAAAUGUAAUUUGAGCCUAUAAAUGUUCUGCAAAAUCAUUUUGGUUGUAAAUCUAUCGAACAAUUCAUGGAAAGCUGUCCGCCAAUAUUGCGUGUAAAUAAGACAUGUUUGCGUUGUAGAUCAUUUUAAGUAGCAGUCAAGUGCAAUCAGAAUGAUGUAGGUACUUAUACACUUUUGAUGGAUGUUGCCAUGUGGAAGUAUACAUUACAUUUAUAUUUAUUCCACUUUAUUUAAUUUGUGAUUAACAUUUAAGAACUUUGUUAGAGUUUAAUUAAGCAUCAUGAUUUGCAUUUUAAGAACUUUUGAUCAGAAAUAGUACUUAGCUCAUAUUGCACAAAAUAAUGAUGACCCAAAAUUAUUAAUUUUCCUGGUUGAAUUUUCUUUUAAUCAUUAAUUCAGUGCAACGCCACGAUAUACUCUCAACUUCACGUUAAUUUAGAUUUAAUUAAACAAGUUUGAUAUUAAAAAUAUCAAUAAAAAUAAUCUUAUAUGAUUAAUUGCAA